Messenger RNA from Sphenostylis stenocarpa, 281 nucleotides. The record is from the annotation of a GenBank genome assembly. Lineage: Eukaryota; Viridiplantae; Streptophyta; Magnoliopsida; Fabales; Fabaceae.
GACUCCAGGUGAUUUUGAGAUAUGGUGUACUUAUAGUUGCUUGUAUGCUAUUGGACAAUAUACUUACCUUUGGAUGGACUCCUGAAGAAGCCAAAAUGCACAUGGUCGCGGACUAUUUUAGUCUUUCGGAAUGGAAAGUGAUUACUGAGGUACUUGGGCCAAAUCCUCGACAUCUAUUUGAACUCUAUGCACUUAAACAAAGCAAUUAUCACCUAAAACCAACACAAGACAAGGCUUGUACCUUUGAGGACACUGUAGAUGCAUAUAUAGCAUAUUUGCAA